CCUCAUCCCCAUCACAUAUACCCUGUGGAUAGACUGUACAGUGGCAUUUAUAUGAGCUAUUUCUCUGCACCAGUGGCGGAUUUAGGUAUGGGCGACAUGGGCAGCCGCCCAGGGUGGCAUCUUGCCAGGGGCAGCACGGGGCGGCCGCACAAAAAAUAUUGGAAUAGUGACAUUUGCGCGAUCGUUUUUUUUAUCGCUUAUUUGCACGAUACAUCAAUGAUAUCAUGUCACCGUGUGGGACUGUGGGUCAAUUAAUCUUGUCGGAGUGGGCGCCCUGAUUCUAGUUUGUGAGCUAGGGAGGCUACUGUCUAUGAAGGUCUCUCACUCAGAAGUAAGAGAUGGGGAGGGGGGCGGGUCUAGGUUGACCUCAGGUCUCCCCACUGGAAGCCCGAGGUAGGGGGAGCGGGGAAUCUAUCAAAUAGCGCACGUCUAACUUUGUAAUAAUGCAAUUAGUAAAAUCUGUCACACUACGAAAUGCUACCAAAUAAACCACAAUUCAUUCAUAAUACUGUGAAUAUAUAGUUUCACAGACAUAUUGUUGUAUUUCUUUCUGGUUUGUGCGAAAAGGUUAAGAAUAAUAUAAAACCAGUCUGCACACCACCAAGGUGAAUUGGUUUAGUCUUGACUCUUGGUUGACAGUGUUGGGGGAUGGGUAAUGUAUUGAUGCUCGAGUGCCAAAUCAACACAAAUGGAUAAGAAAGGGUCUAAGCCAUCAGGUGCCCAGUUUAGGAAAAAGAGGAAAGAAGAAGAGGAGAAACGCACAAAAGAUAAAGGGGCACUUCUGAAAUAUUUUGGAGCACCCUCUGGCACUGGCCAUGAUGAGGAUCCAUCUACCUCCUCAGCCACAUAGGUCUCUUCAGAAAUUAUCUCAGAGCCUCAGGAUGAAGACCCAUUUGCUUCCACAUCUCCCGAGCAGGAUUCUUCAGAAAUGCCUGUAGCAGCAUCCCCACCAAAUCCUGCUGCCGAGGACCCUACAGACCCUGCUGACUGGCCUUCAGUUCUGACUGACAGAAUUCGUACACAACUAGUUUGCAGAGGACCAAGUGAGGUACCACCUAACUUUGUUUUCCCAAGGAAUGAGAGUGAUGGAAGAAGUUGCCACCCCCAGUAUAUCAGGAAGACCUUGGUGAGUUGUGAAAACAUCCCUAGAAGUUGGUUGGUGUAUUCUGAAAGAAACAACAGCCACUUCUGCUUCUGCUGCAAACUCUUUUCUGAGAAGAAAAUUAAUUUCGCAAACUCAGGACUGACAGACUGGAAACAUGCACGUUCUUUGCUGACUUCACACGACAGCAGUCCAGAACACCAAUACUGCAUGAAAACAUGUAAAGAACUGGCAAUGAGAAUUAAAAAAGGGGAAACAAUUGAUAAGCAUGAAAUGGCACUUAUGGAGGCUGAGAGGACAAGAUGGACAGAGGUGUUGACAUGUCUGACUGAUAUUGUGCAGUCUCUGGCAAAUAGAAAUCUGGCACUAAGGGGACACACAGAAACACUGUACUCUCCAUCAAAUGGACAUUUCCUCAAAGAGGUUGAACUGAUGGCACAAUUUGAUCCAGUCAUGAAAGAGCACCUUAACAGUGUCCAAAAAGAGACCUUGAGUCACACCACCAGCUACCUUGGCCACCAAAUACAGAAUGAAGUUGAGCAGCAAGGUCAUUUCAAUAAUGUCAAUGGACUGCAGUGCUAUGGCUGUAACAUCAUCCAGGGCCAGAGGUAUGUGGACAUUGGAUGCUCCAACCCAGAGGUCAUCACCUGCACCCACUCACACAAGGGCUUCAAACAUCGCUUCUGCAUCAAGACAGAGAGCACCCUGGGAAUUGUCCUGACCAGUGGAUGUGCCACAUCAAGACACUGCCAGCAACAAGAGCUGCCUGGAGUGCGCAUCCACUGCUGCACCUUAGACCUGUGUAACAGCACCCCCUGCUGUCAAGCGAGCACAUUGCAUUACAUCUACGCACUGGCAAGCCUGCUGCUGCUGUGGUUGUGGUUGUGAUAUGAGGUCACACAGCUUGUACUUGGACAGAUGGAACUCUGGAUAAACCAUCUAUGAAUGACACUAUACACGGCUAGUUCUCAGUGUCUCUUCUCAGCUCCAUGUGUUAAGGGUCUGAGACUGAGAGGAGGGUUGUACAAUACUGUACAUCAGAGCAGGUUUUGUGAAGAUUAAUUUUCGCUGUUUUUUUUAUCCCAAUGUCAGAAACAACGGCAAAUAACUAAGCCAAGGUUCUCAUAAUUCAUUAUAAUGAUGAUUUUAUACAGUUAUUAAAUCAGUUCAGGAAGUGUCCCAGAAAGUAAUGUUUAUUUAAAACCAUCAGUAUGGCCAGCAAAGAAAAGGAAAAGCUUUUUUUGCUUUUUCAUUGUUUUCUUUGAUUCAAGCUAAGAUGCAAGUUGCAUGUGGCUUUUAUUUCAGAUUGUAAGAUGGUAAGAAGUAAUGUACAGUGAAAGUGAAAUGUGAAAUACUGUAUUAAAGUAAUAAGACCAUGUUCUCUAUCCUACAACA
Molecule: messenger RNA, 2497 nt
Organism: Salvelinus fontinalis (brook trout)
Lineage: Eukaryota; Metazoa; Chordata; Actinopteri; Salmoniformes; Salmonidae
Exons: 5
Coding region: 929-1990 (353 amino acids)
Source: RefSeq, a predicted model, not a curated record